GUGGAGCAGGUUGCUCUGCUCGUCCUCACGUUCUCCACUGCAGCUGAGCGGAUGAGAUGAGAGGGCACAUCUGAGCCCAGUGCAACCAGCGAGGACCAACACCAGAACCACCACCACAACCACCAGAGGCGGCUGACACCUCGACGAACACAGCUCCAUGUAAAAUAGCAAGCGGUCCCGGACUUGUGUGAACCAGCCACGGUUUGAAAGAGAGCGAGGACAGGUAGACGGCCGCCUGAAUUCGGAAGCUAUCGGCAAGUGGCGGGCGAAACCUGGUUACGCCAACACCACAUACAAGAAGUCUGUUGUCGUGCUCAAGACAGCUGUACAGCAAAGGACUGGCAGCAAGACUCAGACAAAAUACUUGAACUAAAGGUGUGAGUGGACUGGAGAGGUUUGUUCCCAGCAUGCCACUUGCCCUGAAGCACCACAAGGCCACUGUGCCAACACAGGGCUGGAUCCUGGCGUUUGCUCUUUUUCUGGCUCUACAGGGUGCUACUUAUGCUGCUCCCUCCGGAGACAACCAGCUGGUCCGGACGACCCGAGUGAGGAGACAGAUCCCAGAUGGAGAAACCUCCUCAGCUUCCUCACCCAACCAGACAAUGCAGGAGCAACCUCUGGUCUUCAACCAUGUCUACAACAUUAAUGUACCCGUGGAAUCGCUCUGCUCGGUCGACCUUGACACCGCUGCACCACCCGCCCCAGAGGAUGGCCCCCGUGCUGAGCUUGGGUCCCGAUCCUCUGUAAAGCGACCACUGGACCCAAUUGGACCGACAGAGUACACUGAACAGACGCUAGAUGCAGACAGCCAGGUUACGUUCACUCACCGUAUCAGCAUCCCCAAAGCGGCGUGUGGUUGUCCGGCGACUGUCACAAUCCAGCAGCUGGCCACCAGGGUGGAGAUGCUGGAGAGAGAGCUUUCAAUGCUCCGAGCUCAGUGUGGAUCAGGUUGCUGUAGGGAGAACCCGGCCAUGGGCCGUUUCGACUAUUUCCCGGGAUGCAAUGGCCACGGCAGCUUCAGCCCGGAGCUAUGUAGCUGCAUUUGUGACGAAGGCUGGACUGGCAAAAACUGCUCGGAUCCCCGUUGCCCUGACGACUGCUCCGGCCAGGGCGCGUGCAUCGAAGGGGAGUGCGUGUGCGACCGCGACUUUGUCGGGGAAAACUGCUCUGAGCCUCGGUGCCCGGCCGACUGCUCCGGCCGCGGUCUGUGCAUCGACGGGGAGUGCAUGUGCGAGGAUUCCUUCACCGGGGAGGACUGCAUGGUCGGGAGGUGUGUGAACGACUGCUCGGGCCAAGGGUUGUGCGUCAACGGAACGUGCCAGUGCCGACCCGGGUAUGUGGGGGAGGACUGCUCGCUGGUGUACUGCGCCAACAACUGCAGCCAGAAGGGAAUCUGCAAGGACGGAUUCUGUGUGUGCCAGGAUGGCUAUGCUGGAGAUGACUGCAACUCUGUUGCACCUGCCAUGAACCUGAAGGUCCGAGGUGUAACAGACAGAGACAUCGAACUGGAGUGGGAAGGUUCUGUGGUCCUGACGGAUUAUCUCGUGACCUACACACCAAGCAGCCCGGGAGGUGUCCAACUAGAAAUCCGGCUCCCGGGGAAUACCACAUCCUGCACUAUCUCAGACCUGGAUGCAGGCAUGGAGUACAACGUCAACAUGUUUGCUGUCAUUAAUAACAGCAUCAGUGUUCCUGCCAGCAUUACUGUCGCAACCUAUCUCUCCAAUCCAGAUGGUUUAGUCUUCAAAUCCAUUACAGAGACGUCAGUCGAGGUCCAGUGGCAACCUUCCUACUAUUCCUUCGAUGGCUGGGAGAUCAGCUUCAUUCCCAAGGACAAUGACGGCGGGAUGACAGCCCAGCUGCCCAGCACCAUCACAUCCUUUUUACAAACUGGUCUGAGACCAGGCGAGGAGUACACAGUGAACCUGGUGGCGCUCAGGGAUCAGGGUCGCAGUCAGCCCUUUACCGCUGCCGUCACGACACUGAUCGACGGCCCCACUCAGCUGGCUGUGCGCGAUGUGUCUGACACGGUAGCGUUCCUAGAGUGGACCACGCCGAAAGCCAAAAUUGAUCAGAUUGUGUUGCGUUACGGCCUCGUGGGAGGCGAGGGCCCACGCACUACCUUUCGCCUCCAGCCUACGCUCAGCCAGUAUACCCUGCAGGUCCUUCGUCCCGGUUCCCGUUACGAGGUGUCCGUGAGCGGAGUGAGGAACGGAAACGCGAGCGGUUCCAUUUCCAUUGAAUUUACAACUGCUUUAUCGUUCUUCUCAGAGAUCGACGCCCCCAAGAACUUGCGUCUCCUCUCCAAGACCUCCACCACCUUGGAGUUGGAAUGGGACAACAGCGAGGCGCAGGUGGAAGCCUACCAGGUGGUGUACAGCACACUGGCAGGUGAUCAAUACGAAAAGGUCAUUGUACCAAGAAAUGAGGGAGACACCACAAAGGCCACUCUCACCGACCUACUGCCUGGCACAGAGUACGGUAUUGGCAUUUCUGGCAUGAGAGGCAGUAACCAGAGCACAUCGGCCACUAUGAACGCCAGAACGGGUCUGGACGUGCCCAUGGAUCUAACUGUCACAGCAUCUACGGACAACACCAUCACCUUGGUGUGGGGCACGGUCCAGGGCCCCAUUGACUUCUACAAAGUCACCUAUACAUCAUCUUCAGGCGUGUCUACUGAGCUGACUGUCCCUAGAGAUGAAACCACUACCACUCUGACAGACCUGGAGCCGGGCACGGAAUACACUAUCACUGUGGCAGCCAAGAGAGGCAGACAGCAGAGCAACGUGGCUUCCAUAGAUGCCUUCACAGGGAUCAGGCCCGUUUCCCACCUCUACUUGUCUGAGGUGACUUCCGACUCAGUGCUGGUGGCAUGGAGCUCACCGGCACCGCCGGCUGACGUCUUCAUCCUCAGCUACAGUUCUGCUGAUGGCACCGACACCUCUAAGGUGACCCUGGACGGCUCCAAGACGAGGUCGCUAGUGCAAGGGCUGCUUCCGGCCACUCAGUACACCGUCAGCCUAAUCACAAUACAAGGGGACGUCACUUCUGAGCCUAUUACAGCAUCCCUUACGACAGGUAUGGACCCACCCAAGCAGAUGACGGUGACCGCCGUGGCUGAGGACAUAGUGACUAUUUCGUGGAUAAAACCCCUGGCUCCAUUUGAAUAUUAUAAGCUUUCCUACCAGUCAGCCAGAGGUCGAGUGGACAGCGUUGUGAUUGACAGCGAUGUGACCAACUACACCUUGUCCAGUCUGUUCCCCGCUACCGAGUAUGAGAUCAGUCUCAACGCGGUCAGAGGGAGCCAGGAGAGCAAAAUUGUUAGCGCCUCGGUUUUCACAGCCAUGGACAUGCCAUCAGAGUUGACUGCACUCAACAUUACUCCGCAAGGAGCCCUGCUGAGGUGGAACCCCCCUAUGUCCAACGUCGACAAUUACGUGCUGACUCUCACACAUGACCAGGUGACAGCAGAUACCUUCCUCGUGGAGGGCAACAAGCAGGAACAUCAGCUAUCCAACCUGAAGCCCAGCACCUCCUACUCGGUAGCCCUCUAUGCCACCAAGGGACCCCUCACCAGCGGCACUGUCAUCGCCAACCUCCAAACACCCAUGGACGCUCCUCUGAACCUGACAGCCAGCGAAGUGAAUCACCGCAGCGCUCUCAUCUCCUGGCAGCCGCCCAUCUCUGAAAUCGACAACUAUAUGCUCACCUACAAGUCACCUGAUGGCAACCGUAAAGAGUUGAUUCUCGACGCAGAGGACACGUGGAUUCGCCUGGAGGGUCUGCCCGAGACCACCGAGUUCACCGUCAAGCUGCAAGCAGCGAGGGGUCUGGACACCAGCGCUGUCGUCUCCACGACCUUCACCACAGGGAGUCGGCUGUUUGCGACGCCUCAGAAUUGCGCCCAGCACCUGCUGAACGGGGAGACGCUGAGCGGCGUCUACACCAUUUACAUCAACAGGGACCCCAGCCAGGGCGUGCAGGUGUACUGUGACAUGAGCACGGACGAAGGAGGCUGGAUUGUGUUUCAGCGACGUCAAAACGGCCUGACAGAUUUUUCCAGGAAGUGGAGUGACUACCGGGUCGGCUUUGGGAACCUGGAGGAUGAAUUCUGGUUGGGUUUGGACAACAUCCAGAGGGUCUCCGCUCAGGGCCGCUACGAGCUGAGGAUCGACAUGAAGGACGGGCAGGAGUCAGUCUAUGCCAAUUAUGAUAAAUUCUCCCUCGGAGAUGCAAGGAACCUGUAUAAGCUCAGGAUAGGAGAGUACAACGGCACCGCCGGCGACUCUCUAAGCUACCACCAGGGACGACCCUUCUCCACAAAAGACAGGGACAACGACAUCGCUGUCACUAAUUGUGCCUUGUCGUACAAAGGAGCCUGGUGGUACAAGAACUGCCACCGUGCCAACCUAAACGGGAAGUACGGCGAGUCCAGACACAGUCAGGGAAUUAACUGGUACCACUGGAAAGGUCACGAGUUCUCAAUUCCCUUCGUGGAGAUGAAGAUGAGGCCGUUCAACUUCCGUAGCAUCGGCAGCAAGAGGAGGCGGUCGGCGCCCGUAUAGGCUCCCGUUUGAGCCACCGCCCAAGCUGAGAGGCAGAGACGGAUUGAGUUCGGAUGACUGUUUUGAUCAGCCUUCGUCAAUGAAAAGAAAUGUUUUAUAGAAGAGAAUCUGUGACUCAUGCGUUCUUUCCAUUUUCAAUUGGCAAAAGAAAAUCAGAAAAAUGCAAAAGUAACAGAUUUGUUUUCCUUUUCAAUUAACUAAGUAAUAUUUCCUCAUUAAAUUUAAGGCUAUGGCUAAUAUGAAAAAUCUGGCAUUUUUUUCUCAUUUUUGUUAUAGCAUUAACAAAAUAAUCAGUCGCUAUUUCAUAUUUGUUUUUAUUUUUCAUUGCCAGUUGAAUGUGGAAAGAGCAACUGAUAUCUGGUUUUACGAGGCUUCUGUGACAAUAGGCCAUUUUAUUGAGCGUUAAGCUUUUUGGGUGAAAUUGAAGCAAUGACAGCAGCGAGCGUCUUAGGAAAACAUCAUUUGACAUCUGUUCGUCUCUGCCUCGCAUCCACGUAGAGCCGUCUUUCCCUGCUGUCCUUCCUCCCAGGAGAUAAAGACACUGUAUGUAAUUUAUUCAACUCCUUGAAUGACUGACAAUUCCUCUGUUUUCUGUAAAAAACAAAACCCCAACAAAAAACAAUAAGGAUGUGCUAUUUUACCAUUAACAAUAAUAACACUUUUAACAACUAUGAAGGCCGUUACUGUAAGAUAUAUACAUAUAUUUUUAUAACUGAUAUUGUCACAAAAAGGUCCAUCGUAUUUGAUUUGAUGCCUUUUCAUUCUGAGAUUCAUGCAAACCCGACAGACAACGCAAGCCUCUUUUACACAGGUUAUUUCCAGGUUGCUAUUGUGUACAAUCCAAGCAUUAUUCCAACUUUUGAGGUGUUAUCAGAGUCAUCUAAUUAUAGUGGUGCCUUGAGGUACAAGUUGAAUUCGUUCUGUGACCAUGCUCGUAACUCGAACCACUGGUAUAUGAAAUCAUCUUUCCCCAUUGAAAUGAACAGAAAUGCUAUCGAGCCCACCCAAAAAAAAAAAAUUCAAAACAUUUUUCCAGUGUGUUUUCUAAUAAAGAAAAAAGUACUUGAUAAGAUUCUACUUUAUAUAAACAUAUAGUAAUAACAAUUAAAUGUAAGGAAUUAAUCAGAUUUUUGCAUCUUGAAUAAUUUCUUUGUGAUUGUGCCGCUCCUGGUGUGUGUGCCUCGGCAAACUGGGGCCCGUGCUAUACAUAGAGACAGUCACAACUCCUCAGUGAGCUGCAGUAAUAUUUGUUGUUUUUUUGCAAGAAAUAAUUUAUGCCUGUUAGUAUUAUAUGUCUACGUGUUGGUCCAUCGUUUGUGUUCAAAUAUCCGUCUUUGGCGUUUUGUAUUGUUCAAUAGUACUAAGCUAAAAUGACUUUCCUAAGGCAAAGCUAUGUGGUUGUUUUAAAAACACAAUGUGUAAUUCUCUUUAUUUUGUUUAAUUUGACAGUAAACUUCAACUGGGAGAGACAAUAAAUGGCUUGAAUCCUCUUUUUUUUCCACAUUUGCCAAACUGCUGAGUUCACUGCCACCAUACAGCGCUCGUAUCUCAAAUGUUUGCUUGCAUGGCAAAGCAAAAAUAGGCAGAACGACAGCUCAUAUAUUUUUUAAAUCUCCUAAAUUGGGUAACUCGUAUCUUCAGGCUCCGCUGUACUAUAAGUUAGAACAGUGUUUCCCAACCUUUAUUGCGUCAAAGCACCCAUUUUACCUUCGAAAAAUCUCACAAAUUUGUUGUUUGAAUGGCAACAAGUAGAUAUGUUAAUUGUACCUUCUGCCAUCCAGUGGAAGAGGAUUUAUUUUUCUUCUGCUUGUCACUGUACGUCGCUGGCAUAGAUAGAUGAACAAAGAUACGUCGCUUGUAGUAAAUGAUAAAUAAUUUUCACGAACUUGAAUCCUUUUCCCGUAGCACACCUUUUAGAGGGCUAGCCUUGCUAUCCUGCUUUGCUGGAUUCUGCGUAACGCUGGAAUGCGACUGCAUUGGGGGAUCUCUGUGUAAAAGAGGUUAAAGACGAUAGGAACAUUCAAGUUGGACAGUAAGAUUCACAAAGCGGUGCGGCUUCAUUAUGACCCAGUUUAUGUAUGUCUGAUUGUUCCACUAUAUAAUACAGUAUUUGUGUUCAGUGUCAAUACAUUGAUUUUUUUCUUUCUUCCUGUGUUCAUUCCCAUGUUCAUUUAAUUCACUUCGUUUGUUUCAUUGUUGCAUUGUAAUUUAGUUUCAAACAGACUAUGUGAGUGUUUUAUCUUGCUGUAGGGAUAAAAUGGUUUGCAUCGUUGGUAUUCAAACCAUUUUUUGGGAAAAGAUAGAAACCAGUCAGUCAACAAAACGAGCAUCAACAAUGGCAUUCAGAUAUUAUUAUUUUUUGGGUGAGAAGGUUACGUGCUUGCACAAACUGUUCGUGUAAUAUAUUUAAGGGAGACAUAUUGUGCUUUUCUUUUAUUUCUUUUUUUAAACAAUUUUGAACUUGAACCUUUUUUUAAUAACAUUUCUAUGAUAUGAUUUCAUCAAAAUACUCCAAGGAGCCUUGGUCAUGUGUCCAUCCUUGAACACGUGACCAAAGACAAAUACUCCCUCCCGCAAAUUCGCCGAGCAAUCAAGUACAUUGUGUUCCUUAUCAGAAGCUAACACUAAUCUAUGAAUAAAACCCAACGGCGUUUACUGUAGUAAAUAAAACAGGGCGCAACUAAACCUGACAGUGCGUAAUAGGCCGUAACACAACUUGGAAGGGUUUCGUAGUGGGACGGGAAGCAAAUGUUUUCCCCGGCAUCUCGCAAGCCUUUUGUCACGUUCUGGCGCGUUUGGUACACAUUUUGCCACGGUUCUCACACCAAGCUAGGGUGUAUAGUAGCCGAUUCAUCGAGUUCAAACUCGGUCUGACACAGCGCGUGUGGUCUAGAAGGGUCUGUCCCAUACAUACUGUAGUAAAGUGCCCACACCUGCUGCCUGACACUCGUCUAAAGCUAAGCCAUCUGUUUAACUUAGCUACAAUGCCCGCUGUGGCAUACCUGUUCAAAAUUCUCAAUGUUGAAUGUGUGUGUUUGUGUGUUAGACAGCGAAUUAGUUGUUGACAGAAAAACAAUAUUAUCAAACAUUUACUAAGAGGCAGUAUGCGGCCCUUCCCCCUAUGCCCCCAUGCUGACGCCAACUCUGGAGCCCUUCGCUUAUAUUUGCCGGAGCCACAAAGAUCCUCAAAACCUGCCGGGUGCGGGUGUACAUGUUUCAUGUUGUGCAUAAAAAGCCUCGAAGAGAACAUGACAAACGCGAGGGAGCCCCACCAGAACGUGACAGGCCGGAAGGGAACGUGCUAGCAUCCGUGGUAAACCGCAGACAGAACUGGACUUGGGACCCAGCAGCCCCAUCCCACCACGGAACGUCACAGAUACCGUGGCGGACCGUGAGAAAACUUAGCAAAACUUGAAUACGGAGAGAAAAAUUGCCCAAAUCCCAAAGCGGGACCACAUUUCGACCAAAAGGGGCUGCCGUGCCCACUCGGAACAUGCCCUAAACGUAGCCUAAUAGUGCAAACGGGCUUCAUCGCGAUCAAUUGGUUGUUUCAUCUCACACUUGAUGACUUGUUUCUAUUAGUGGCCAAGCAAUUUAAAAAAAAACUCACUUUUUGCAUAAUAUGUCCCCUUUAAAUCUGCAACCUGGCCUCAUACUGUCAACAAGAGCGCAUCUGUUUUUGACCUGAAAAAAGUCUCAUCAUUUUGAUGAUACCAUCACUGCCAGCACUGACUGAACUCAACGCGUUCAUCUCAUAUACUCGUGUAGACAUGAAGAUAUCUCAUCUUUUGACACUCUCUUCUUUUCGAAACAGACUAAUGCCAAAAACCUUCCUUUGGAGAGAUUUCCACUCAUACUGACAACACUGCAUGGACACAUUUGCUGAUCUGGGUUCAAGUCGCUUGUUUGAAUAGUUGCUAACGUGACAUAAUGUUAAUGAUUUACCCAAACGGCAUUUCCCAUCAUUCUGUCAUGUGCGUGCCUUUCGUGCAUCAUUUUCCAUAGUGAUCCCCAAUAGAGUAGGGAAUCCAGUGAAAGUGUGUUCGCAUUGUAUUAACCAUUAGCUGGAGUUUGUCUCUGGGCGUAUUUGUACAAGGAAGAAAGGGAACAUUGAAUCUUUUUUGAAAUAUGAGGGAUGUACGUAAUGUCAGACUUGAGUUUGUUUUACCUUUCAAAUUAUGAAGGAUUUGGUACAAAGACUCCAUAUUUAAGAAAGAAAAGUUUUUUUUUUUUUUUGUCUUUGUUUAGUUUAAGUCAUUCAAAAUUAGAGUAACAUUCCAACUAUUUGGAUGGUUCCCUGUUAAAUUGCGAAUGCAAAUACAUAAAUGAAUAGUAUUACUUUGGAGUUAACUGACAAUCUGUUUUGUUUUUUUGCAUUGGAUUGGUUUGAGUGUGGCGGCACGGUGGACGACUGUUUAGAGCGUCCGCCUCACAGUUCUGAGGACCUUGGUUCAAAUCCCAGCCCCGCCUGUGUGGAGUUUGCAUGUUCUCCCCGUGCCUGCGUGGGUUUUCUCCGGGCACUCCGGUUUCCUCCCACAGCCCAAAAACAUGCAUGGUAGGUUGAUUGAAGACUCUAAAUUGCCCGUAGGUGUGAAUGUGAGUGCGAAUGGUUGUUUGUUUGUGUGUGCCCUGCGAUUGGCUGGCAACCCGUUCAGGGUGUACCCCGCCUCCUGCCCGAUGACGGCUGGGAUAGGCUCCAGCGCUCCUUGUGAGUAUAAGCGACUCAGAUGGAUGGAUGGUUUGAGUGUCUGAUGAUAAAAGUGUAAUCUGCCAAUUUGCCCACCAGGUAGAGUAACAACCAGGUAGAGAACACAAACCUCUACGCCUGUCUAAAACUUUUGGAGGAGCGAUUUAAUAACAGAUAUUAAAUUAACAGAAAUCAAUCGAUCAGGAAUUUCCCGCUAAGGUUCUAGCUGUUAAAACAAGGCAUCUUUUAUGAAACAAAACAACCUAACACGCAGUUUUUUAAAAAUGAAUUCAAAUUAAAAAGACCGCAGCUCCAUGUACCAUCCAGUGACUGUAAAAAUGGUUAAAAAGAAAAUGUACUCAUCUGUAUGUCAUCAGCACUCAAUAAUUUACUUUUGCAGAUGAACUUUUGUACUGUAACUGUGACACUGUAACUUAAGCGGAUUUGAAAUGUCGCCAUGUAAAUGUAAAUGUUUGACAAAAUGUACUGUUGACGGUCGGAGGGGGGAAAAAAUGUGAUACAUGCUGAAAAUUUGGGAUUUGUUGUUUGAUACCCUUGGAUAUUGCUGUCAAAAUUUAGCUCUAGUUUGACAUAAGCGUGUGCUAUAUAGUUCCUUUUUUAAUACAUUUUCUACGUAUUAAUAAAAUAUUCAAAUAGUCAA
This is a messenger RNA of Phycodurus eques (leafy seadragon), 9913 nucleotides long. It is a transcript of the gene tnr, whose product is annotated as tenascin R (restrictin, janusin). NCBI's taxonomy places the organism in Eukaryota, Metazoa, Chordata, Actinopteri, Syngnathiformes, Syngnathidae. The record is from RefSeq and is a predicted model, not a curated record. Gene Ontology annotation, molecular function: protein binding. The transcript has 31 exons. Bases 408 to 4565 code for a protein of 1385 amino acids.